Molecule: messenger RNA, 3706 nt
Organism: Chroicocephalus ridibundus (black-headed gull)
Lineage: Eukaryota; Metazoa; Chordata; Aves; Charadriiformes; Laridae
Gene: CEP95
Product: centrosomal protein 95
Exons: 21
Coding region: 218-2914 (898 amino acids)
Cellular component (GO): spindle pole; centrosome
Source: RefSeq, a predicted model, not a curated record
UCUGUUAUGUGGAAGAAAAAAGUAGCUGCCCAGCCUGUGGUAUUUCAGUACCUUUCCGCUCUCAGAUCUGUGUGCUGUGACUGUGCUUGAACAAGAUACUGGCCUGUAUCAUUCCUCACUCCGUGUUUCCAUCUGAAGUAAACAGGGCGCGGAGCAAAAGGAAUACACGUUCAAUAUUUUUGGAUGAUUGGGAGAGCAUGACUGGGAUUGACCACUUAUGCUGGAGUCAAAGAUGCUUAAAUGCGUUCCACCUUUCACUGUAACUAAUCAUGUCUUUAUUUUUGUGUCUUUCAGUUCUGACAUUGAUAUGUUUUACUUCUUAAUAGAUUGGGUUGGUGUUGCCAAUGAUCUUUUAAGGAGCUGUCACACAAACCAGCACAUAAAGCAUCUCUCUGAAUGUGGUGCUGAUGUGUUUGUUCAUCUUUAUGAGUCAAUCUUAGGAGAAAAAGUACCAGAUUUCAUAGCUACUCCUAGAAGCCAAGAGGAUGAUGCACAUAAUGUACAAGCAGUAAUAGAUUCCCUGGCAUUGGACUAUUUGCAGGUCAGCUUGUCGCAUAUCACUGGUGAGAACAUUGUGAAAGGAGAAAGGGAAUCUAUCAGAAAUCUCCUCGAAAUAUUUGAUGGCUUGUUAGAGUAUCUUACAGAAGAAGCCAGUGAAUCAUCUUCUCAGAAUGGAGAUAAGGCAAAAGAGCUAUCCAAUAAUGAAAUUCAGAUUGCAUCUCAAGAGCAGCUGGAAAGCAAUGCUGGUCAACUUAGGCAACCUUCAAUAUUCUUAUCAGUUGAAGGGUCCCAGUCAGGAUUUUUUGUUCCAUCUUGGGAUGAAGAUGGAUCAGAAUCUACCAGUGAAUUAAUUAGACUUGGAGAUACCGCUCAUUCAUUUUCCAAGAGAGAGGAAGAACUCCAGUUCCGUGAAUUGUUACCAGCAGAAAAGGACAAGGGGGUGGAAGAAUCUGAAAACUCAGAGGCUAUUGCAACAUUACCUAGACCGUUCUCUGAAACUGAAAGGGCCGUUGUAAAGGAAGAGGAAGAUGGAUCAAUGGAGUCCGUUCAUACUGCUGAACCUCAAAAAGAGAGUUUGAGUGCCAGUGCUACAAAACUUGGGAAGCCUAUACAGCAGGCUAUUCCUUUGCUACCACCAUUUCAGCCUUCAGAAGCCAGACCCCAUUAUCCUGGAUGGAGAGAUUAUCACAGCUCAAACAGACAGUCAGCAGCUUUGGCUAACAGUCAAGGAGGAAAAAUUCCUACACUUGAAAAGUCACUUACACAAAAAUCUGAAGACGUUUCUGGUAGUCUUCCUCUAUCAAGGAAAAUCCCUGCAGGAGACAAGGUGGUAUCAAAUGAUGCUGAAGACAAUGUGGCAAAGGUUCCCUGGAUAUAUGGGACUUCAUCUGCUUCCUCCUCACAGCAAAAACUCUCACAGACUCCAAGACCUGAGUCUAGAUAUCUGCCUAGAAAGAAAAGAUAUGAAAAUUCUACCACAGAUUCACUUGAAGAGUCUCUUUCCCACAGAACAACAAAGGAAAAGCUGUCUGAGCAAGAGCUUCAUGAAGUGUCAGAAAAACUCUCUUGCAGGUUAAAUGAACUAGAUUCAAUGUUGAAGAGAGCUUUGGGUGGGCAAACCGGAGAGGAAGAGCUGACAGAUGAAGACACCCUGUCUCAGCACAGUGACAGUGUCAUGGAUUAUCGCCGAAGGAAAGCUGAGCGAGACACAGCACCUCUAAGGUACCCGGGCAGGCCACGAUCCCUUUCUCCAGCCUCACCCUCAUCUCAGCAUCAACUCUUUUCUGAGUUGGAAGAUAAACCUUGCAGUAAUGGAACAGGCCAAAUAAGGAAAAUACGCAGCCAGUUGCAAAAAGAAAGAGAUGAAAGAACAAAAAAAGUAAAGACUGUUGCUAAAGCUUAUGAAGAUGAACUAAGAAUUUAUGAAGCUCAGGAGAGGCUUAGACUUUCCAAGCUCAGAGAAGUCAUCAGGGAAAUGGAACAAGAAUACAAAGAAAACAUCUUUAAAGAACCUCCAAAAAUGCCUCAGCCAGUGAAAGUUUAUUCUAGAAAAACCACACCUCGGAAUCCCAAAUACAGCCAGUGGAUUCCAAAACGAGGGACUGUGAAGCCAAAGAAAGCAGCUCCAAUGAAAGUAAGAGAUGACGACCUCCUAUUUCAGCUGCUGGAAGAGUUUCCCCACCUGCAUAUUUCCCACCAUACUAUGAAUAAAAUGUGGCAGCAGCAGCUUGCACAUACUGAGCAACUUAAGGCAGCUUCUGGCAGGACUAGGCCAAAACUCCAAAACGAAGUUCAACAAGCCCUGAAGAAGCAUGAACUGCUUCUUGCCAUUAUUAAAAAAGAUCAAGACCAUAACAAGAGACUGCAAGAACUUAGGCAACGUAUCUGCCGACAGAAAUGGGCUCAGAAUAAAGUCAGAGAGAAACGCCAGCAAAUUGCUCGAGCCAGGAAAUAUUAUGAAGAUUACCGGGUUCAGCUGCGUGCCAAGAUGAUGCGGGCUAGGACACGGGAAGAAAGGAUAUUUAAGAACUUAUUUGAAGAAGGCUUAGAAAUUCAGAAGCAAAGACUGAAGGACCUGAGAGCAUACGCUCAAGAGAAGCGUGCUGAGCAAAGGAGAGAGCAUCAAGAUGAGUUGGAGUCUAUGGAGAACUUUUACAGAGAUCAGUUUUCCAUGCUAGCAGAAGCUUUAUCUCAAGAAUGCCAAGAAAUCCAAACCAGAGAGAAAGCACAAGCACAAAUGCUACAGAAAACAAAAAGAGAACUGAGAUCAAGGAUGGAAAAGGAAAUAGAGCAACUGCAGGCGGCAAUAAUGCAAAGUGAUGAUGACACCUUUUUUCAAGAGCUAGAAGCAGACAGGCUGAAAUCUAGACUUCAGAUGGCUUCCUUUCAGUAUAGCAAACGCUGUUUCUUGUAAGACUUAAGGUAAAUAUUCCCGCAGUUCUCUCUGGCUAGGACUACGGGAGUCUUUGAGAGCUGCUCUAACAGGAAGAUGGUGUGUGACUGUGUUUUCCUCUAAAAUAUUUGGCUCUGACACUUUGACGUGUCAGAAGCGUACCCGCUGGGAUCUGGGAUCUCUACAGCACUUUUGUGAUCACCAAUAAAGUUUUUAAACUACUUUCUACUUUCUUAGCAAGGCUGAGAUAAUGUUGAGCUGCACACGAAGGAAGCGGGAUGAAGUCAGUGGGCUUUAGUGAAGUUUUUGUCGUAGUGGAACAGCUGAAAGCUAAACCUCUUCUUAUGUCUCUGCUGCUUCCGUUGUUGCUGGAGUUGAAAAGCCACACUAACGCCAUUAGCCAGAAAUUACUGGAUUGGAAAACUCAGAAAGUACAAGAUGAUCUUUAAAAGAACAUCCGUGGUUCAAGUUUCCCGUGAAAGGACACGUUAGAGAAUGCCUUCAAUAAACCUGACAUAAAAAUCAGUAUUUUAAAAUAUAUUAAGCUGGGGAGGGCUGCUUAUUCUACACAAUACUAUCUUUGCAGUUUUGGUGUUGCUGCCUUGUCAAUGGCAAAGCAUACGAAGUGCUGCUUCCUGGGCUGCUUCCUGGGCUGCUUCCUGGGCUACAAGUGUAGUGGGAAAAGUAGUUUGAAGUAGAAAACACUGGGUUACGGGCCCUAUGAGACGAAUACUUAAACUGAGAACAGAUUACAUAAAACCAAGAUAAUAAUUAGUGAAGCUCAUUACUGAUACAGUCUCCUCCGCUUGAUAA